This is a messenger RNA of Punctularia strigosozonata HHB-11173 SS5, 231 nucleotides long. RefSeq lists its product as uncharacterized. The record is from RefSeq and is a predicted model, not a curated record. The transcript is spliced from 2 exons. NCBI's taxonomy places the organism in Eukaryota, Fungi, Basidiomycota, Agaricomycetes, Corticiales, Punctulariaceae. The coding region runs from base 1 to 231 and encodes 76 amino acids. Gene Ontology annotation, cellular component: cytoplasm.
AUGGUCAACCCCGGAAAUGUCGCUGGCGGUCACAAGGCCAACAUCAACAACCCGAACACGUCUGAGGAGUCGAAGGAGCACUCGCGCCAGGUGCUAUCCGAGAUCGAGGAAUCCGGCAUUCUAGACCAGCCCAAGCACGGCAAGAACCCUAAUAAUGUCGCGGGCGGUCACAAGGCCACCAUCAACAUUCAGUCUUUCUCUCUUCUUAACUCGCCACCCAAUAUUCAAUGA